This is a messenger RNA of Phoenix dactylifera (date palm), 3354 nucleotides long. Its product is annotated as BTB/POZ domain-containing protein At1g30440. Lineage: Eukaryota; Viridiplantae; Streptophyta; Magnoliopsida; Arecales; Arecaceae. The record is from RefSeq and is a predicted model, not a curated record. Gene Ontology annotation, molecular function: protein binding.
UACUACUGCUCAGAGGGAAUCUCUCUGCAGUGGAACCAGAAAGGCCUUGAAGUAAAACGACUAAGAAUUGCGAGCAAAGAAAGAGGAGGGUGGAGAAAGAGAAGGGAUUGAACUGAGAAGUAAGGUGGGCUCUGAAUGGGAUGGUCCCCAUUCUGCAAUUGCAAUAUGCUGCUUGGAAGGUUAUGUUGAGGAAGUAAAAGAAAGGACAGAAUAGAAACUGCCCUUUUGGAGGGUCUUCCAUCCAUCUUUUCUUUUCCCAUUUUGGCUGUUUAAUGGGGAUUGGGUUCCUUGUGGGAUUUGCUGGUCUUUGGAAUUUGUGGGUGAUGGCCUAAAGUUUGGUGCUUGGAGGUCAGGAACUUUUGUUUCCCUGGGUUCUUGGUUUUCUUGGGCUUUGUGGCUUGUGGAGCAUCUCUGGUUUUAGAGGUUUUGGUGGGGGUGGGGGUGGUGGUGGUGGAUUUGGCACUGGCUUCUGGGGGUUUGGCGGGUGGGAGAAGGUCUGUUUUUUCCUUUUUGUUGGGUAUAUGCCCUAGAAUUGGUUCUGGGCUUAGAUUGGUGGCUUGGUAAUGUUUCGGUGGUUCGGAUGCGGAAGGUCUUGCUUGGAAUGGCUUAAAGUUUGGAUUUUGGGGGUGGGAUAGGGCUGAGAUUACUGGUUUCUGGUCUGUGAUUGGGGUUUCGUGGGGGUGAUUCAUUAAACUGCAACCUUUGAUGUCUUUUUUUUUUUUUCUUUUUUUGAUGGAAUGCAACCUUUGAUGUCUUUUGAGGUUUUACUGAUAUUUCAACUGGUUUUUGGUUUCUGAAGUUGUUGUUAGGCUGAAACUUCCUGGGUUUUGCUCGAAUUUGGAUUUGUAGUUGGUUUCAGCUUGGUGGUGAUGCUUUUGGGAAUCCAGUUGCAAGAAUUUUGGAUUUGAAACAAAGAUUCUCUCUCAAAAGUUGUUUGUCAAAGCUUGGAGUCUUAACUCACUCUGUGCUUCACUGAGGUAUAUUAGUUUCACAGAGAAGAGUUGACGCCCCUGAUUCAGGAGUGUAUUCAGAGGUUGGUAUCAUGGAUCUGUGGUCCUCCAGGCUUGUGUAACAUGCUUGUAGAGUAGUGUUCUUUUGGAGGUUCUCUAGGGUUGCUUAGGCGCGGCUAGGUUCUCUUUUAGGUUCUCUGCCCUGUUCUUUCCUUCUAAGGUUUCAUAGAACAUGGCUUGUAUGAAGCUGGGGUCAAAAACUGAUGCUUUCCGAAGGCAAGGACAAGCCUGGUUCUGCACAACUGGACUUCCCAGUGAUGUUACUGUUGAAGUUGGAGAUAUGUCGUUCCAUCUUCACAAGUUCCCUCUACUAUCCAAGAGUGGUCUUUUGGAAAAAUUAAUUGAGGAGAAAUCUGACGAUGAAGAGGGCUGUGUCAUACAGCUACAUGAUUUUCCUGGCGGUGCAAAAGCAUUUGAGCUUGUUGUUAAGUUUUGCUAUGGUGUGAAGUUAGAACUUGCUGCCUCAAAUGUUGUGUACCUACGCUGCGCUGCCGAGCAUCUUCAAAUGACAGAAGAAAUUGCAGAGGGCAACUUGAUUGCUCAGACUGAAACCUUCCUUAACCAAGCAGUACUCCGUAACUGGAAAGAUUCAUUAAAAGCACUCCAAACAUGUGAUGAUCUUCUCCCACAUGCUGAAAAUCUUCAUAUUGUAAGGAGAUGCAUUGAGUCAUUAGCUGUUAAGGCAUGCACAGAUCCAAAUCUAUUUGGCUGGCCAAUGAUGGAGUAUGGAAUCAUGCAAAGCCCUGGUGGGAGUGUCCUGUGGAAUGGGAUAAGCACAGGAGCCAGACCUAGACAAUGUAGUUCAGAUUGGUGGUAUGAUGAUGUCUCAUCUUUGAGUCUACCCAUUUAUAAGAGGCUGAUCUCAGUCAUGGAAUCUCGAGGCAUCAGACGGGAGAUAAUUGCUGGAUCAUUGACUUAUUAUGCCAAAAGGUAUCUUCCUGGACUGAAUAGACGUCAUAGUCUGGGAACUGUAGCUUUGACAGCUGCACCAUCUGAAGAAGAACAGAGACAUCUACUCGAAGAGAUUGAUCGCUUGUUGCCUCAUCAGAAGGGUGUGACAUCAACUAAAGUUUUGUUUGGGCUUCUUCGCACUGCCAUGAUUCUGCGAGCCAGCCCAUCAUGCAUUUCUAACCUGGAGAAAAGAAUAGGAAUGCAGCUAGACCAGGCCACCUUGGAAGAUCUACUUCUGCCGAACUUCUCAUACUCCAUGGAAACACUGUAUAACGUGGACUGUGUCCAGAGAAUUCUUGAACACUUCUUAGCCAUGGAUCAGGCAACUGGUGGGGCCUCUCCUGGUUUGGUUGAUGAUGAGCAGCUGACAGGCUCGCCUUCUUUGACACGAAUAACUACUGUUGCCAAGCUAAUUGAUGGGUACCUGGCAGAGGUUGCACCUGAUAUCAACUUAAAGCUGCCAAAGUUUCAAUAUUUGGCUGCUGCAGUACCUGAUUAUGCCCGACCACUGGAUGAUGGACUAUAUCGUGCUAUUGACAUAUAUUUGAAGGCACACCUAUGGCUAACGGAGUCUGAGAGGGAACAACUGUGCCGGCUGAUGGACUGCCAGAAGCUCUCCCUGGAAGCCUGCACUCAUGCUGCACAGAAUGAACGGCUCCCACUCCGAGUGGUGGUUCAAGUCCUCUUUUUUGAGCAGCUUCAAUUGAGGACCUCAAUUGCCGGAUGCUUACUUGUCUCUGACAACCUUGAUGGGUCACGGCCCCUGAGGAGUGGCCUUGCAGGCUCAGGUGAGGGAGGUGGAUGGGCUACAGCUGUUAGGGAGAACCAAGUCUUGAAAGUGGGCAUGGACCACAUGAGGAUGAGGGUAUCUGAGCUUGAGAAGGAGUGCUCAAGCAUGAAGCAAGAGAUCGAGAAGUUAGGCCGUGCGAGGAGCGGAUGGGGCGGUGUCCCGAGAAAGUUUGGAUUUAAGAUGAAGUCCCAGAUGUGCAGUGCUCAAGAGGGUUCUGUGAGUGAACAGCAGAAGACUGGGAACAGGAAGAUUGAGAAGCUGCAGGUAAGACUUAUCAAGCACAAGAAACAGGUGUCUACAGAUAUGUGAACUCUCUCUCCUGAUCAGCACCACAUGACUGUGAUAUUAGUUUUCUGUCAUUUUUUGAUUCAAAUGCUUUCUGUUUUAGAUUCACACUAUUUGUCUAGUAAGAUGUGAAUGCAUGGUCCUCGAUUUUCCUUCAUGUUUCUUGAAAGUUGUAACAUAAUGCUAGAACUGCAGGUUGGAAAACAUUCCGUCUUUGCCAAAAAAUUGUUUUUGAGUCCUUGUCAUAUAAUUUUCUUCUGUAAUGCCACAUUAACUAUUGAUAUUGCUGAAAAACCCAAAAUAUUCUUUUUGUAGCUU